Molecule: messenger RNA, 1424 nt
Organism: Carassius carassius (crucian carp)
Lineage: Eukaryota; Metazoa; Chordata; Actinopteri; Cypriniformes; Cyprinidae
Exons: 8
Coding region: 90-1424 (444 amino acids)
Biological process (GO): DNA integration
Molecular function (GO): nucleic acid binding
Source: RefSeq, a predicted model, not a curated record
UAAAGAACAAUUGAAAUGACGUCACUGCCGGCACAGGGCAAGUAAUCGAACCUUGAUUCCAUCUAAAGCGCAUGUGUCAAAGGUGAAAGAUGGCUAACCACAGACCUGAGGCUGCUAGCCCAGGCUCAGCAUCACAGGGACCACUGGCUACUCAGUUACUGCAGCGUCUGGAAUCAAGGAUCACUGACUCGUUAAGUCAACCAUACUUUAAUUUGGACUACUUCCAGUACGUUGUAAAUCAGGAAGCCUUUAUUCUUACAUCUGCAUCUAGCAUUUUAAACAUCCCAGCUGAAAUUGUGGAGUGUCUUUUAUCCCUUCAAAGAAUGAUUCACGCAGCUCUUUCACAAGUGAGUCCCUGUGUUUUUAUUAGAGAAGGAGGACUCGGCCGACCAAAAUUUAGUUUUUCUGAGGAGCUGCUGUCCAGUCUUAUUGACAUGCCCUUACCAGUGUCUUGUAUCGCCAACCUGCUGGGUGUCAGCCAAAGUACAAUUUUCCGGCGUAUGCAUGAACUCAGGUUGUCCACAAGACUUACAUACAGCAGUUUAUCUGACAGGGAUCUGGAUGAUGCUGUCAUCUCCAUAAAAACCAGGAUCCCAAACGCAGGAUACAGAAUGGUUAAAGGUUGCCUCCAAGCAAAUGGACAUAGAGUUCAGUGGAAUCGCAUCAAGGAGUCCAUGCACAGAGUUGCUGCUCCAGGAAUUUUGGAAAGAAUGACACAGCUUGGUUGCAUCGUCAGGAGGACAUACUUCGUACAGCGGCCUUUGUCAUUAGUGCACGUGGACACUAACCAUAAGCUCAUAAGGUACAACAUCGUCAUAUUUGGAGCAAUAGAUGGUUACUCCAGAAAGAUACUGUAUCUGGAACCAGCAACAAAUAACUGGUCAAACACUGCCCUUUCAUUUUUCCUUAAGGCAGUGGAAAACUUUGGCUGGCCUUCUAGGGUCAGGGGCGAUGAAGGCGUUGAAAAUGUUGCAAUUGCUGAAACCAUGUUCAGUGUUAAAGGCACCGGAAGAGGGAGCUUCAUCGCUGGGCGAAGUGUACACAACCAAAGGAUUGAACGCCUAUGGCGAGAUGUCUGGACCUCUGUCACUCAUCUGUACUAUGAAGUUCUUCACAGUCUAGAAGAAGAUGGCCUGUCGGAUUUGUCAGAUGCUGUCCAUCUGUUUUGUGCCCAUUAUGUGUUCCUUCCGCGUCUGGCAGAGGCCCUUCACACAUUCACAGAGGGCUGGGACAACCAUCCGUUACGAUCUGAAGGUGGACUCACACCUAACCAACUCUGGAACAUGGAGCUGUUUGGAACUGACUGGGAGAUGUUUGAUGGUGUGCCUGAAGAACCUUAUGGAGUUGAAGUCCCAGAAAUUGAGUGCCCCCUGACUCCAGCUAGUAUGGAAACUGCAGAAGGGGCUUGUGUCCCUGUCCAGUGA